UUUAAGAACGUUAGUUCUAUGUCAAAACGGAAGACGUCUUGUAGCUCUUCUGAAGUUGAAAAGGAAGAAAUUGAAGACGGAUACACUCUUCCUUUGCUGAAUAACUCGCAAGAAAUUCCCUUGAGAAAGGAAAUUUUCGUGAAGAAAUUGUUGCUCUGUAAAUCUUUUUUGUCAUCUUCGAAGCGAAGUAAAAGUGAGGAAGGUAUUCUCAGGACUCACGCGGACUGGAUAGAAGUUCGUAGAAGGAUACUUUUCGAACUUAUAGACUAUGUAAGUGUCACUGAUGACCCGUUUGAGGAGCAAUCCCUACAGUUGGUUGUAAGUCUUCUAGAGGAGAUAGUUGGUGCAGAGCGGUCCGUAUCAUCAACUCGCUUUGCUCAACUCUCUUUUUUCGAUGCAAAGGACAAAACUGAUGUGCCGAUAUCAUUAGAAGUAAGGGAAAAUGAAACGAAGAUAAAAGAUUCCGAAUGGUCUAUUAUUCAACUUGUGUACGAACUGUUUAUUCAGAUGAUCAUUGCAGAUGGACUAGAGAUCAGAUGCUUUCUCAAGUAUAUAACAGAAUCCUUUAUCUCUAAGCUAUUUCAUUUAUUCCGCAGUGGAGAUGUAAGAGAGAGGGAUUAUCUCAAAACUGUUUUUCAUCGUAUUUACCAAAGAUUCAUAAGACGUCGAUCUUUCUUGAGAAAGAAAAUCAACGAAUAUCUCUUUUCUUAUGUUUUUGAAGGAGAACCUUGUUGUGGCAUAAGAGAAAUCUUGGAAAUACAAUCUUCAAUUGUUCAUGGCUUCGCAGUUCCUUUGAAAGAAGAACACAAAGAUAUGCUGUUUCGAUAUUUGAUGCCACUGCAUCGUGAAGCCGAAUUGGAAAUAUUCUUUCCUCAGCUGUUAUCUUGUGUUCAUUCAUUUGCUGAGAAAGAUCCUACGCUUAUUCCUUCUAUUUUGUCAAGGUUGUGUUCCACUUGGCCAAAGUAUAACAGUAUGAAACAGAUACUGUACAUAAAUGAGGUGGAAAUUGUACUCCAGAGUGUAACUGAAAGUGUAUUUGCGAAGAUUUCGAAAUCGGUUUGGCUUGAACUUUUAAAUUGUACCUGCUGUCCUCAUUUUCAAGUUGCUGAAAGAGCCAUUAGCCUUUGGAAUGAUACGAGACUUGUUAAGAUGAUGGCUGCAUAUAGAAAGGAACUUUUAAUUACUUUGAAUGACUCGAUAGAUAAUGUUAUCGAGCGGCACUGGUGUAAGUUAGUAUGCUCAGUAGCUCUAGAAGUUAAACAGAAAUGGAUACAAGCAGUACCGGAUUUUUUUCAGUGGCGUCAACUAAAUAGUUUUGACCGUGGUAGAACUAUUGACAUUGCUUACUCAAGUCAAAAGCGACACUGUAUAUCUCCAAAUUUCGUGGAAAACUCUACUCCGAAGACUACUUUGGCCGAUUCGUCAAGAAAUUUUCUAGUCCCUUGCGCAGAAUACAAGGUUGAAUCCACUUGAGUGAUUUCUUAAGGAGUCAAACAAACCAGUCUGUAUAAUAAAAAAUGUGCAAGUUGU
Galdieria sulphuraria is the source of this 1530-nucleotide messenger RNA. RefSeq names its product protein phosphatase 2 (formerly 2A), regulatory subunit B'. NCBI's taxonomy places the organism in Eukaryota, Rhodophyta, Bangiophyceae, Galdieriales, Galdieriaceae. The transcript is spliced from 3 exons. Bases 19 to 1473 code for a protein of 484 amino acids. Gene Ontology annotation, molecular function: protein phosphatase regulator activity. Gene Ontology annotation, cellular component: protein phosphatase type 2A complex. The record is from RefSeq and is a predicted model, not a curated record. Gene Ontology annotation, biological process: signal transduction.